AUGAGGCAGGCUCUCUCGGACUUGACCGUGCAUAUAGCGCGUCCAGUCAAGUCCGGAGAGAUUAAGGUGACGGGCCUCGAUGAGGCCGUUACCCCGGAGCAGAUUGCCCCAGCGAUUGCGGGCACCGGAGGCUGCGCAAUGAGCGACGUACGAGCAGGAGAGCUCCGUCGCUCACGCAGCGGUAUGUUCUCCGCAUGGGUCCGCUGCCCCCUCACGGCGGUGCGCAAGCUGCACGCAGCGAAACACAUCGUCGUGUCAAACUGGAUCUCCGCAAAAGUGGAGGUCCUGGAGGUCCGCCCCAUGCGGUGUUACCGCUGCCUGGAGCCGGGGCACGUCGGACGACAGUGCCCGUCAGAAAAUAACAGAAGCGACUGCUGCUUCACAUGUGGCCAGAAAGGCCACAAGGCGGAGGACCAAGUGCCCGGUCUGUGCGGACCUUGGCAGGCCUGCCAAUCAUAG
This is a messenger RNA of Hyposmocoma kahamanoa, 459 nucleotides long. RefSeq lists its product as uncharacterized. The coding region runs from base 1 to 459 and encodes 152 amino acids. Gene Ontology annotation, molecular function: nucleic acid binding; zinc ion binding. Lineage: Eukaryota; Metazoa; Arthropoda; Insecta; Lepidoptera; Cosmopterigidae. The record is from RefSeq and is a predicted model, not a curated record. The transcript has a single exon.